This is a messenger RNA of Daucus carota subsp. sativus, 1735 nucleotides long. RefSeq lists its product as uncharacterized. The transcript is spliced from 13 exons. The record is from RefSeq and is a predicted model, not a curated record. The coding region runs from base 115 to 1617 and encodes 500 amino acids. Lineage: Eukaryota; Viridiplantae; Streptophyta; Magnoliopsida; Apiales; Apiaceae.
UGAGUUUAGUGUUGUCUUCUCUAAGUAACCGCCUCGUAUAAGUAGCUAGCUAAUUGAAUAUAUUUAGUCAUUUAGAGGGAAACAUAGUUAAUUAUUAAGUAGAGCUGGGAAGUAAUGGCAGAAGAGGAUACUGGUCGGAGAAUAGAAGAGGGGUAUGGUAAUAGGCCAUUAAGUAUUGAUGAAAAGCAAUUAGAGGUAAAAGGCAUUAGUAAUCAGCAUGCUACUACUGAUUCUCAUGUGGAAAGUAUCAAGGAGGAAGGAGCGACACAAAGAGAUGAACAGCCGUUGAUCAAGUCCAGCCCCAAGCCUAAGAGGAUUGCAACUUUGGAUGUUUUUAGAGGUCUUACUGUUGUGCUCAUGAUACUGGUGGAUGAUGCGGGGGGAGCAUAUGCACGUAUAGAUCACUCACCGUGGAAUGGAUGCACAUUGGCGGACUUUGUCAUGCCUUUCUUUCUCUUCAUUGUUGGGGUUGCCAUCGCCCUCGCCUUCAAGAGAGUUCCCAAGUUGGGUAGUGCAAUUAGAAGAAUCAUCUCGAGGACCUUAAAAAUGCUAUUUUGGGGGAUUCUUUUGCAAGGAGGAUACUCUCAUGCACCAGAUGAUCUGGCUUAUGGAGUUGACAUGAAACUAAUCCGAUGGUGUGGCAUCCUUCAGAGAAUAGCUUUGGUCUACAUGAUUGUGGCUCUAAUAGAGGCUCUGACCACCAAGAUUAGAUCUUCUGUCCUGAGCCCAGGUUACUUCUCCAUUUUUACAGCAUACAGAUGGCAAUGGCUUGGAGGAUUUGUUGCAUUCCUCAUCUACAUGAUCACGACGUAUGCCCUGUACGUCCCAGACUGGAGUUUUGUGGCAGAACACCAUCAUAAAUCAGAGAGAUUCACGGUUAAGUGUGGUAUGAGAGGACACUUAGGACCUGGAUGCAACGCUGUUGGUUAUGUGGAUCGUGCAGUCUGGGGAAUCAAUCAUCUUUACUCAGGACCAGUCUGGAGUCGCUUGAAGGCCUGCACUUUAAAUUCUCCGAGUUCUGGCCCUCUCCGUGAAGAUGCACCAAGUUGGUGUCGUGCUCCAUUCGAACCAGAAGGUUUGUUAAGCACAAUUUCAGCUAUUCUUUCCGGGACCAUUGGCAUUCACUAUGGACAUGUCUUGAUCCAUUUCAAGGGACAUGCUGAGAGGCUAAAACAAUGGGUAUCAAUGGGGUUUGGCCUGCUUAUCCUCGCGAUUAUUCUUCAUUUUACAGAUGCCAUUCCUAUCAACAAGCAACUGUACAGCUUUAGCUACGUCUGUUUCACGGCUGGGGCAGCUGGAAUCGUAUUUUCAGCAUUUUACGUACUGAUUGAUAUCUGGGGAAUGCGGACUCCAUUCCUAUUCCUGGAAUGGAUAGGUUUAAAUGCAAUGCUAGUGUUUGUAAUGGCAGCACAGGGCAUAUUUGCAGGAUUUAUCAAUGGAUGGUACUACAAGAACCCGGACAACAAUCUAGUUAACUGGAUUCAAGAACAUGUGUUUAAUGAUGUGUGGCACUCGGAAAGAGUAGGAACUUUGUUGUAUGUACUGUUUGCCGAGAUUACUUUCUGGGGAGUGGUUUCUGGCAUCUUACAUAAGUUGGGUAUAUACUGGAAACUAUGAGGAGCAGAUUUGUAGAAGUGAAUAGGGACGACAGAGACAAUACUUUCGACAUUGAUGCAUGUAAUUUACUUUGUAAUUACGUUGUGUGUGCUACAGAAUUUGUUUCAGUUUUCAGAAA